AUGGCGAUAUCCGAAGUUGCGGAGCUUUGCAGAAAUUGCAUAUUCAACAGAUCUACCGCCGAGGAGUUUGCUGAUCAGAUCCGCCGCCAGACUGGCGUGAAGGGCACGACCAUCGUCAAAGCACUCCUAGAUGUCAGAACCACGCUUUGCCCAUCCAACGAUCCGCUGCCACCGCGAUACAUUGCAGCCAUACUCGGACAGGACACAGUGAAGCUUCUGGAUUUUCUUCUGGUCCUGAUCAGUCGAUAUAAUGCGUCGACUCGCAAGCAUGAGGGAACUACAACAGCUCAUCCUCAUCAAGCCGAUAUCAAAACAACGCAAGAUGUGACGAGAAUGCUCGCUUCGGCAAAUCUCGCUCUCGAUCAUGUGCAGACAAAGCACUGCCUCGGUGUCGUUGCGAAGUGGCUGGUCAGCAUCGUCAGAUUGAGCAGUCAAAGCCCUCAGAUGCCAAAUAACAUUCUUCUGGAAGCAGUCGGAACAUUACUGGCAACCCUGUGUGCUACGGGUCCGGGAACAGAGCUGCUCUCUGGAAGAAAUGAAAAGCAAGACAGCUCGAACGAUGACCAGACGCAGCUCACAAAGUUGGUCGCCAGCGCUGUCGAGGCAGCCACCGCGAACUUUUCUGCCUUGUCGCCUCAACUAUUCGGCAACCUGAGUGAGGUGCAGAAGCACAUAGCGCUUUUCAGCCAGGAUGGGACCGAUGACAUGCGUGCCAUGCAGUUUCAAGCCACAGUUGCAGACCUUCAGGUGGUAGCUUCGAGAUCUGGCACAAUGGCAAUGCUCCAAGAGAUGAUCAGCAGGGGUGACACAGUUGGCGAUAAUCCCGUCUUUGGUUUUCUGGCUGGCCGGCAUGGUAACGACUACUCGGCUAUGUUUGUCGACUUGCUCUUCGCAGCAUUCCACGUACUUGGUCAAAGUGAGGGGCUUGUCUUGCAGCAGAUUGAGCUAUACGUCCGCAACCGCUUGCCACUGACCCUGAAUCUCAUCUUGCAAUCCUCUUUCGAGAACUUCUCAUCGGAAGAGGCGCUGACUACGGCGUCAUCUCAACUGCAUUUGAGUCCAACUACUAUGCGCUGUGCCCAAGGCUUCGUGCAUGCCUGCUCGCUGCAUGGUAUGAUAUCCCCGGAGAAGGCUGUUCAAAUCAUCGACAGCAAUGAUUCAACCUUCACCAAGCAGCUCCUAACGAAGGACGAGGUCUUAGGGCAGCUGAACACUCAUUCCGCAGACAAACUAGACAAGCUAGUCGAUGAGUUGUUGACUUCGGAUGGCAACGGCGUGGCCAUUGCCGAAGCAAUGACCGAAAUCAUGGUCGCAUAUGCUAGGGGCAAAGAUCACCGCCAUCUCAAAGACCUGGCUCAAACCUUAGUGAGAAGACCAGCCACAAUCAGCGCUAUUGCACUGUUCCGUCAGCCAUCGCUCUGGAUUUCACCGCUGUGCACCCUGCUGGACGAGUGGAGCUGGGACGACAUCCAUGGCGAGUCACAGCCUUUGUACGAUGAGUUCGGUAGUAUUUUCUUACUGAUCUUAACUACUAUGCGUCGGCUCCGAUACUCGGCCUCCAAACUGGGUGUGAACGGAUUCGUCGCUCGCUAUCUCGAACGAGAAGGCAACGAUCAGGGCAUUCACAAGAUGAGUCCAGAGGUCAAGAAACAUCUUGAUGACUGGAUCGACAACUUUUACUUUGCUGAAGGACUUAGCGAUGACGUGACGACCAAAUGCAGCCCACAGGAGUUCUACCAACUGGUCCCAUUCCUUGUUCGAGAGAGCGCGUUGGCCCAUCAGAUGGGUAAGCUUACAGACGAUGAUCUCAAAGGUGGUCUGGAGUACCUCCUGGUGCCAUUCUUGCUGCCCUCUCUGGUGUCCGCUUUGCGGUGGUGCCAUGGGCAUCCGGAGAAGGCUGCACAAGUCCUACCGAUACUGACUAGGGACACCGACAAUGCGAUUCAUGGAACGAUUGUUUCAAUGAUGCAAAGUCCAGGCAAUUUUGCAAUGCCAAUAUAUCACACCAGAGACAUCAAAGCUUUACGCCAAGACAUCAUAGCUGCAGUAGCUCGUCCAGGCCCGAACCUGUCACUCAAGUACGCUGUCUCGCGAGACGGACCUGCAGCUGUUCUUCAAACAUUGAUCGACAUCCUGGUGUCGUUUUCAGGUACGAACGAAUUUGUCUGGGCACUCGACUUGGUAGCAAUACUUAUUUGCAUGCUAGAGUCUCAGGACUUGGCUCUACUGAUUUACGCAGAACAUGCUCUGCUGGGCCGAACGUUGCAGAAGCGUGGCAACGUGACUGCAGAAGUGGUAGUCCAUCUGUUCAGACGAGUAUCGUCCUAUGCAGGCUUGCUGAAAGUCAAGGAAGCCAACAUCGACAUUGGCAACCUACCAGACGUAACACCGACGCAAGAACUGGGGCAGGUCGAGAACAAUGACAAUGCACAAGGAGUCGACGACAUAGAUCAGAUGUUGAACGAGUCGGCAGCCUUGACUGCCAUAGAGUCGAAUCUGGACGCCACUGUGGAUACCGCCAUGCAAGAUAUGCAAGGCGUUGACGCGCUCGACUUUGACUUCAUGCAGGACGACAAUAUGGGACUGGGCAAUAUCGACGAUUUCGAUCUUGACGAGAUGUUCUGA
Cyphellophora attinorum is the source of this 2625-nucleotide messenger RNA. RefSeq names its product Mediator of RNA polymerase II transcription subunit 5. Gene Ontology annotation, biological process: regulation of transcription by RNA polymerase II. Lineage: Eukaryota; Fungi; Ascomycota; Eurotiomycetes; Chaetothyriales; Cyphellophoraceae. Gene Ontology annotation, molecular function: transcription coregulator activity. The coding region runs from base 1 to 2625 and encodes 874 amino acids. The record is from RefSeq and is a predicted model, not a curated record. Gene Ontology annotation, cellular component: mediator complex. The transcript has a single exon.